Molecule: messenger RNA, 1938 nt
Organism: Daucus carota subsp. sativus
Lineage: Eukaryota; Viridiplantae; Streptophyta; Magnoliopsida; Apiales; Apiaceae
Product: phytoene synthase 2, chloroplastic
Biological process (GO): carotenoid biosynthetic process
Molecular function (GO): geranylgeranyl diphosphate synthase activity
Source: RefSeq, marked provisional
AAACACCCAUUGAAUCCCAAUUCCCAAAUAAGCUUUUUGUUACAUGCUCUUCUUUGUUUCUUCAUAGUUCAUACAUAUAUCAUUUGUAUUCUUCAGUUGUUUUUUGAUAUUCCUUUUAUAUAUUUUCUACAGAAUUUCUUAGGAAAGAAAGAAGCUUUACUGCCACUUAAUUGUUGACUUUGCUUUGACUUGGUUUCAUUUUAGUUAUAUAUCUUCUUUUAUUUUGAAUUAGGAUUUGUUCUUAGCUAAUAAACUUUCGUGGGUGUUCUAUUUUUCUCAUAAUUGAAGCUCGCCGGAAAAAGACAAACCAAAGGAGGUUAUUGAAUUGAAGUUUAUUGGGUAGCACUAACUCCAGCAUGUCAGUUGCUAUGUCCUGGAUUGUUACUCCCAGUCUUGAGGUUUCCAAUUGCUUCGGGUACUUGGAGACUGCCCGAGAGGGAACCCGAGUAUUAGAUCCAUCUAGGUUGGGUUCCCGGGAUAAGAAUAUGAGGUGUGGAGGCAGACUUGAGAAGGGUAAGCUGCGGAAGUGGAGUUCUAAAUCUUUCAAUGCUGAAUAUAGCUAUUCGUGUUUGGGUGGUUCUGAAUUAGAGAAUGGAAGUAUAUUUCCUGUGCAUUCAAGUAUGGUAGUUAGGGCAGAUGGAGAUAUGGCAGUGUCAUCAGAGAAAAAGGUAUAUGACGUGGUUCUUAAACAAGCAGCGUUGGUCAAAAGACAGUUCAGAUCUGAUGAGGAAUUAGAGGUUAAGCCAGAAAUGAUUCUUCCGGGGACUCUGAGCUUGUUAAGUGAAGCUUAUGAUCGAUGCGGUGAAGUAUGUGCUGAGUAUGCCAAAACAUUUUACUUGGGAACACUACUGAUGACCCCAGAGAGGCGGAGGGCUAUCUGGGCAAUAUAUGUGUGGUGCAGAAGAACUGAUGAAUUGGUAGAUGGACCUAAUGCGUCACAUAUAACUCCUUCAGCUUUGGAUAGGUGGGAGUUGAGAUUAGAAGAUCUUUUCAAGGGGCGUCCAUUUGAUAUGCUUGAUGCUGCUUUAUCAGAUACAGUAAUGAAGUUUCCUGUUGACAUCCAACCAUUCAAAGAUAUGAUUGAAGGGAUGAGGAUGGACCUUAAGAAGUCGAGAUACAAAAACUUCGACGAGCUAUAUCUUUAUUGCUAUUAUGUUGCUGGUACUGUUGGAUUGAUGAGCGUUCCAAUUAUGGGCAUUGCACCUAAUUCACAGGCAACAACGGAGAGUGUUUAUAAUGCUGCUUUGGCUUUAGGGCUCGCUAAUCAAUUGACUAACAUACUCAGGGAUGUUGGAGAAGAUGCCAGAAGAGGAAGGGUUUAUCUACCACAAGAUGAACUGGCUCAAGCAGGGCUUUCUGAUGAAGAUAUAUUUGCGGGGAAGGUUACCGAUAAAUGGAGGAAUUUCAUGAAGAAGCAAAUUAAGAGGGCAAGGAUGUUUUUCGAUGAAGCACAAAUAGGAGUAAGAGAACUCAGCCCAGCUAGUAGAUGGCCGGUAUGGGCAUCACUGCUGUUGUACCGUCAAAUACUAGAUGAAAUUGAAGCCAACGAUUACAAUAAUUUUACGAAGAGGGCUUAUGUCAGCAAACCCAAGAAAAUACUUGCUUUGCCAGUUGCAUAUGCAAAAGCUUUUGCUCCAACAGCAAGAACAAGUUCAACGUUUCUGAAAACAUGAAUGAUAUCAUGAAAUCAAAUCAAAUAGAAAGGUUCAUAUACUUUAGAAGCAGCAGUAAGUCAAAUAUUUGUAUAUUACACAAUUGGCCAUGUAAAAAUUCAUUUGUGUAGAGUCAAAUAAUUCUGCUUUACUAGUCAAAGUGCAUUACUAGAUACUUGUUGCUUAUGGUCUCAAGUUUGCACCGAAGUCUAAAAUCACUGUAUAAGGCAACUGUACCAAGAACCAUCAAGCCACUAGUUAUUUCGGCCAUGUCUCUCUCCCCUGC